AUAGCACUCUCUCUUUAAAAAUCAUAGUUUGACUUUGUGUUUUUCUCCAAACAGAUUUCGUCUGCAGUGCAGAGAUGAUUCGGACUUAGUUAAUUAUUAAUUAUUCAAGAAGCAAUCGGCUAACCAGGAACUAGGGCUCCUCAUCGAAGUCAUGGGAGAUACCUCUAGUCACGGAAUGGAGGAUACAGAGGCAGAGGACUUGCGGGCCUUCGAGCGCCGGCUGGUUGAAGUAGUCACCACGGAGAAGUCGAACACUUUUCGCUGGCGUCUCGUACUGGGCGCGAUCUUCGCUUGCUCGGCUAUCAGCGCCUGCCACUGGAUGCGAGAUGCCAAGGAUAGCGAGUCACUAGUUUUCCGAAUACUCUCCAGCCACAGUGCAUUUGCCUUUUCCGUGGCCACCGUAUGCCUGUUAAUCAUGUACGGAGUCAAUCACGCCGCCAAGCAGGACCCCUCUAUCCUGCGGGACACUAGAGAGAUGCUCUCGCCCUUCCGGCUAAACUGUGACAACAAAGGCCGCCUCAUCCCGCUCCCAUCGCCCAACGAGUAGCUGGACGUGCAUCUUUAAUAAAUUGACACUGUUGAAAUAGUUGCCAGUCAAAUAAACU
Messenger RNA from Drosophila subpulchrella, 605 nucleotides. It is a transcript of the gene Cnep1r1, whose product is annotated as nuclear envelope phosphatase-regulatory subunit 1 homolog. Gene Ontology annotation, cellular component: cytoplasm; Nem1-Spo7 phosphatase complex. The transcript is spliced from 2 exons. The record is from RefSeq and is a predicted model, not a curated record. Bases 152 to 547 code for a protein of 131 amino acids. NCBI's taxonomy places the organism in Eukaryota, Metazoa, Arthropoda, Insecta, Diptera, Drosophilidae.